AUGACUUUGAGAUCCCGUAAAUAAAUGAUCAUUGAAAAAAAAUAUUUCCAGUAUUACAUUUGUCUUUUAAAAUAGUGCAACUUUGUUUUCAGAAGUUUUUUUGUACAACAAAAAAUAACGAAGAUAUUUAAAUGAUCCCAUUUAGUUGGUUUACCCUGCUAGGUAAAGUGAUCUACACAACAGCGAGAUUGUUGUGAAAAAAUGUUUAUUAUAACUCAAUUAACAAUAGAUAUCAUAUAUUGAUAUAUGAUAUAAUAGAUAUAUAUUUUGGUUGUAAGUUAGAGUUUUCAAGCCGCUGCGGGAUAAUCGGCAUCGCUUGCGUAAAAUAGUUAUUUUUUGAACAAAUAUAUUUCAAACACUAUAAACUGAGUAAAAAAUUUUGUGAAAAUUACUUUUGUUUUAUAAUAUGUAUGGAAUUUUCCUAGGAAUUGUUUAUUUACAUUUGUAAAGUAUUUAUGAUACAAAGAGAAGAAUAACUGCAUUAAGUAUAAGACAAAUGCCGAAUGCCGAUAUACGAUUCAAGAUUCAAAAACUGUUAAUUUUUUAUAAAUAUAUUGGAAAUAGAAUCUGACAUUUUUGUAAAAGAAAAAAGUUGUUCCAAAUGUUGAUUUCUAUAACAUAUUCAAAAAUCAUUGAGAAAUAUGCAUAUGAGAAAAACCGACAGUUUUUUACAUAUAUUCUGGUAAUUAAAAAAGUCCAACUUUUUUGUAAGAGAACAAAUUUGUUGCAAAUGUCAACUUUUACAAUAUAUUCAAAAAUUAUCGAAAUCAGUGAAGGAGGUUUUGCACAAAAAAAAAUUGUAUCAUUGUAGACUUUUAGAAUAAAUACAAUAAUUAUUUAAAAAUAUAGAUAACAACAAAGACAUACCUUUUGAAAUUCUACUGUUUGUAUUUCCUUUAUAUCGAUAAGUGACGCUUUCUGUCGCAAGAUAGGGUUACCAACUUGACAAAUGAAAUCGUAAGGAGGUUUUGCAGUUUCGAUUGUUUUGUUGAAAUACAUUGAAUAAAGUUUUUUUAUGCUUCGAAAACUAAUAAAACGAGCAUUACUCUUCUGUAUGAUCUUUGCACAUCCACCAAAUAAAUUGGAAUAUUUAAACAUUAUAACGAUUACUGUUUUUACGGUAUUUUCAAAAUAUCUCAGGAUAGAUAAGAGGUUAUGCUUCUACUACGAUUGUAGAUAUGUUGGUACUGUUUUACUUCUACAACGAUUGUAAUAUGUUGGUACUAUUUUGCUCGUAAAUAUUUCGCAAUCUGUAUUAGCGCGAAAAUAUAAUAUUAAUUCCCGUUAGAUAUGCAAAUGCCUCUGUUGCGUUAUUCUUAAGAAUUAUGAAAAUAUAUUGAGAUAAAAAAAAAUUGGAUGCACUUAUAUGAUAUACCUAUUACAUAAACUUAUUUAUAUACAAUUAUAUUGAUCGCGUUUUUCAAAUAAAAUUAUAAAAUAUUUAAAAAUAUUUCUUAUGUGCUAAGUAUCAUUUUUUGACUUUAAUAUUUAUAUUAUUAAUUAUUAUUUAUUAUUAUUUUAUAAAUUUUAUUUUAUAUUGAUAUUUCUCAUAUGUAUAUACUUAAUAAGUGAUAUACAUGCAACAUAACAAUAUGAUAUGUCUUUAAAUUAAUAGAUAUGUUAAGAAAUAUAUUGAUGUAACUUGUAUUUUACAUUUUUACGCUUAUUAUAUGACAUCUCAACGGAUGAUGUAUAUUACUUCAUUACGCAUGACGCAACAAAAAAGAAUAUCAACUAAUUUGAAGAUAUUUCAUAACCUAUAUAAUUAAAUAUCUUUUAAUAUACCAAAUAUGUCUGUAUCAUAAUACUUUACAUUGUACUAUCUUUGUAUUUUAUUAUUAAUUUAUAUAAAGUAAAUAAUUAUAAAAAUAAGUAAUUAUAUAAAAUAAAAUAGUCAACUAUAAAAUAAAUAAAAUAAAUAGCCAAAAUGGUAAUCAUUUAUUUAUUUAUAAUUAUGCAAUAGAAUGUCGGAUUAAUAUGUGUAUAUUUUCUUUUAGAUAAAAAAUGGUACAUUGAAACUAAAUUGCUUAAAUGGUAAUUCAUUUAAUAUCUUCAGGUAUUUAUCAACACAAGCUUUAGACACAGGUAAGGACAAGGGUUUAAAAUUUAACAAUCAAACUCCAAAACCUGUUAUAUUACCACCUGAAACAACGCCAUCAACACCAUAUCCAAACCCUAUAGUAGAAAUACCAGGUUUCAAAAACAAAUAUAUUUUAAGUCCUAUUGUUGAACCUACACUUCCUCAAUCACAACCUCAAUCUGAACCUCACUCAGAUCCUAAAUCACCUAUUGAAAUUCCAAUACCUAAUAAAAAUACAAUUACAGGCAACAAAAUACAAGCCAUUACACAAGAUGAUGUCUUGUUUAAAGACAUAGGGGACAAAGGUAUUAUUAUAUUAAAUCGCCCUAAAGCACUGAACGCCCUAAAUUUGUCAAUGGUUGAAAAAAUAUAUCCAAUACUUAAGAAAUGGGAAUCAUCUAAAAGAUUAGUAAUAAUAGAAGGUGCAGGAGAAAAAGCAUUUUGUGCAGGUGGUGAUGUAAAAUCUAUUGUUAAUACAUUAAAAGAAACUGAAAAUAAAAUCUUAGGUGAAACAUUUUUCAGAAAGGAAUAUAGUUUAAAUUACCUCAUUGGUACAUGUAAAAUACCAUAUGUGGCUAUAAUAAAUGGAAUAACUAUGGGAGGUGGUGUUGGAUUAUCUGUUCAUGGUAAAUAUCGGAUUGCAACAGAAAAAACAUUGUUUGCAAUGCCAGAAACAGCAAUUGGAUUAUUUCCUGAUGUUGGUGGAACUUAUUUUUUACCUAGAUUGAAGGGUAAAUUGGGUCUUUACCUCGGAUUAACUGGAGAUCGUUUAAAAGGCAUUGAUGUACUACUUGCUGGUAUUGCAACACAUUUUGUUACUUCUGAAAAGUUACCAAAUUUAAAGCAAGAUUUACUAAUGACUGAACAAUCUAAUGUUGCGGAAAUCUUAAACAAAUAUCAAUCUGCAACGUGGAAUGAAGAAUUCUGUUUAGCACCAUAUAUGAAUAAAAUUAAUACAUAUUUUUCUUCAUUAUCUGUAGAAGAAAUAAUAGAGAGCCUAAAAAAGGAUAAUUCAGAAUGGGCAAAAAAAACAUUGAAAAUGUUAUUAAAAGCAUCUCCCACUUCUCUAAAAGUUACUAUGUUCGCCAUUCAAAAAGGAAGUACAUUAAAUUUAGCAGACUGUUUAAAAAUGGAAUAUAGAUUAGCAUGUGCUGCUUUAAGCAAAACAAGCGAUUUUUGUGAAGGUGUAAGAGCUCUUUUAAUUGAUAAAGAUCAAAAACCAAUAUGGAAUCCUAACAGUCUAGAAGAAGUAACAGAUACUUAUGUAAAUCAACAGUUUACAAAACUUUUAGAAGAAAAAGAAUUGCAACUUUAAAGUUAAUUACAAUAUUAAGAAAAUAAUGCAACAAAUGAAGAUUAUAUACAAUAUAAAACAACAUACCUUCUUUACAAAAAAUAAUGAACAAAAUAUAAGUAUAACUACGUAUAACUACCAUGUUAAGACAUUAAAAUUUUAUUUCUAGAUUCUUUUUUACUUUAUUUUAAACAAGUUUAUACAAACAUUUAUAUAAUUUUUAUGUAAUUGAGGAAGAGUCAUGAUAUUUUACAAGACAUUAAUAAUAUCUCAGAAAAUU
Heterotrigona itama is the source of this 3654-nucleotide messenger RNA. Lineage: Eukaryota; Metazoa; Arthropoda; Insecta; Hymenoptera; Apidae. The record is from the annotation of a GenBank genome assembly.